Messenger RNA from Humulus lupulus (European hop), 1556 nucleotides. RefSeq names its product actin-7-like. The record is from RefSeq and is a predicted model, not a curated record. Lineage: Eukaryota; Viridiplantae; Streptophyta; Magnoliopsida; Rosales; Cannabaceae. Bases 172 to 1305 code for a protein of 377 amino acids. The transcript has 5 exons.
UUGGCAAGUGUUGUUUCACUUUUAAGCUCUAUAAUUUGCAGAGCAGCAAAGGCAAUUCUUUCUUAGGAAGAAAAAGAAAAAGAAGGCAAUUCUUUCUUUUUUUUCUCAUUCUCUCUCUCUCUCUGUUUCUCUUCUUAUCUCAGUUGAAGUUGGCUGGGGCAAUUACUAGGCAUGGCAGAAAGUGAGGAUAUUCAGCCUCUGGUUUGUGAUAAUGGUACUGGAAUGGUCAAGGCCGGUUUUGCUGGGGACGAUGCUCCAAGAGCUGUGUUCCCCAGCAUUGUGGGGAGGCCAAGGCAUGCGGGUGUGAUGGUGGGAAUGGGGCAGAAGGAUGCCUAUGUUGGAGACGAGGCUCAAUCCAAGAGAGGCAUUCUCACCCUCAAAUACCCAAUUGAACAUGGAAUUGUAAGCAACUGGGACGAUAUGGAAAAGAUUUGGCACCACACUUUCUACAAUGAGCUUCGCGUGGCUCCUGAAGAACACCCUGUGCUCCUCACUGAAGCACCUCUUAAUCCGAAGGCCAACCGUGAAAAGAUGACUCAGAUCAUGUUUGAAACCUUCAAUGUUCCUGCCAUGUAUGUUGCCAUCCAAGCAGUUCUCUCCCUCUAUGCCAGUGGCCGCACCACAGGUAUUGUGCUGGAUUCUGGUGAUGGUGUAAGCCAUACUGUCCCCAUCUACGAAGGCUAUGCGCUUCCGCACGCCAUCCUUCGUCUGGACCUGGCUGGAAGAGACUUGACAGAUGCCUUGAUGAAGAUCCUGACGGAGAGAGGGUACACGUUCACCACAACUGCCGAGCGGGAAAUAGUACGUGACAUCAAGGAGAAGCUUGCCUAUGUGGCGCUGGACUUUGAGCAGGAGCUCGAGACUGCUAGAAGCAGCUCGUCCAUUGAGAAGAGCUAUGAGCUGCCGGAUGGACAGGUGAUCACCAUUGCAGCCGAGCGUUUUCGCUGCCCCGAGGUGAUGUUUCAGCCAUCUCUCAUUGGAAUGGAAGCGCCUGGCAUCCAUGAGACCACCUAUAACUCCAUUAUGAAGUGUGAUGUUGACAUAAGAAAAGACUUGUAUGGUAAUAUUGUGCUUAGUGGAGGUUCCACCAUGUUCCCUGGGAUAGCUGAUCGUAUGAGCAAGGAGAUCACAGCCCUUGCGCCAAGCACUGUGAAAAUCAAGGUGGUAGCUCCUCCUGAGAGAAAAUACAGCGUUUGGAUUGGAGGGUCUAUCUUGGCUUCACUCAGCACAUUCCAGCAGAUGUGGAUUUCAAAGGCAGAGUAUGAUGAAUCUGGUCCAUCCAUUGUUCACAGGAAGUGCUUCUAGCCAUAUCAUAUAUACAUAUAUAUAUUUAUAUUUAUAUUUAUAGAGAGAGUUGAUGUCAUGAUAAUAUGGUGUGCUUUGGGUUUGUCAGUGAUUGAGAGUGUGUGUCUGUUUGUUUAUUGCUUUUUCAGUGUAUAAAUAGUAGUUCUUCUGGGGAUGUUGUUGCUUCUUGCUUGUUUUCCUGGGUUGAGUGUUGAAGUUAUAACAUGAGAAUUGGAUGAAUGAUAUGAUUUUUCCCAUACUUUAUCAUGAUA